Temnothorax curvispinosus is the source of this 1384-nucleotide messenger RNA. RefSeq names its product putative nuclease HARBI1. NCBI's taxonomy places the organism in Eukaryota, Metazoa, Arthropoda, Insecta, Hymenoptera, Formicidae. The record is from RefSeq and is a predicted model, not a curated record. The transcript is spliced from 5 exons. The coding region runs from base 128 to 1306 and encodes 392 amino acids.
UGUUCUUUGUAGCUGCACUGGGACUGCACUAGAACCGGACCAGUACAAGCGAGGACAGGCCAGUGCCAAGAGUGCAGGUUGCUUAUAAAGAACGAUAUUCGUGCAGAGUGGUGCAGAGUAGUACAAUAUGGAGUACGAAGAUUUACUGAUAGAUUCAUCCGAUGACGAAAAUGUUGUAAUGCCACCGAUUUUAAAUAUUUUAUUGGAAGAUAAUAAUGAAAACAAUGAAUUAGUACAUUUGCCAGUUUAUGGACUAGUUGGAAGGGUUGGAAGGAUACAGCACAUCAAAGUUGUUAACUAUAUAGAAAAUAUAGUUAGAAAUUAUAUAGCGAGAGAUUUUCUGAUGCAUUUUCGAUUAUCAAGAGCCGUAGCAUAUGAGCUCAUAAAUCAGUUCGAAGUAUCCGAUAUAUUUAUCGAAAUAUCAAAUCAUGCAGGAAAUUUAAAAAUAACUGCAGAGAAACAUAUCCUGUGUUAUUUGUGGUUUGUUGGCCAUGAGAGUGCAUCUUAUCGAGAUGUAGCAGAUCGAUUCGGUGUUACUAUUAGUUGUUUACAUACUAUAAUUACGAGAGUUACACAGUUUAUUAUGACAUUAGCCCCAAAUGUUAUAAGAUAUCCGACAGCCGUCGAGAAAGAAGAAAGUGCUACAUAUUUUCUACAAGAGAAAGGAUUUCCUGGUGUUAUAGGGGCCAUAGAUGGAUCUCAUAUAAGAAUCGAUAAACCAAUGGAGGAUCCUGAUUCUUAUAUCAACAGGAAAUCUUAUUUUUCUAUACAUAUGCAAGGAACAGUGAACCACAAAAUGAAAUUUAUUGACGUGUUUAUUGGAUAUCCAGGCUCCGUUCAUGACGCUAGAGUGUUAAAAAAUUCAACAAUAUAUGCAGAUUUACGGCAACUUUGCGGAGAUAAUUAUAUUCUAUUAGGAGAUAGUGCGUAUCCUUGCUUAUCACAACUAAUUGUGCCCUAUAAGGAUAAUGGCCACUUAACUCGACGUCAAAGAACCUUCAAUCAAAAAUUAAGUUCUUCGAGAGUAAUAAUUGAAAAUGCAUUUGGCUGUUUAAAACAACGAUUUCGUCAAUUAUAUCAUUUCAAGUUAAGAGAUAUUGUACGGAUGGUACAUGUUAUUCAUGCAUGUUGUGUGUUACAUAAUAUAGCAAAUGCACAAGAUUUACAAUUUUUCGAAGAUGCCAUAGAUGAUCAAGGACCAGACAUUGCAGCACAAAACCAACAAGUAAUUGAUAAUCUACCAAGAGAAUAUGAAACGAAUACACAAAAACGAGAUGAAAUAUGUCUUCAAAUAACUCGAGGAUAAGAAUUAAGAAUAACUUUGUAUCAAUGUAUUAUAUAUAUAUAUAUAUAUAUAUAUAAAUUUACAUGUAAAUUUAUAAUA